CACACACCCCAACCCCCGCCACGAUCCAAGAAGGGAGGGGCGAGAGAGGAAAUCGAACUUGGCCUUGGAACAAAAGAACAAAGACAGCUCUGGUGCUACGCAACGUUUCAGCCAGGCCGUGCGGGAGUUUGGCCCGCAUUGGUCAUGCCCGUUGCAUGCUGGGUGCAGCAGUUCCUGUUACUUAGCUACGUCGACCCAAGAUGACGGGACACACGUUGUACGUUCAGAUCGGUUCCAGGUCUCGCUGCUGCUGUGAGCUGCCCACCAUGCCGACUGCUUUAACCUUUAGACAUGUGCGAGCAGCGUUAAGGACUGCUCGGAACACAAACUGAAGCCUUACUUUUGCUCACCGGCUGCGCUCUUGCCGGGGCUCAGGCUGCAAGUGGACUGACUUCCUGAUUAACUGCUUCAUACCGCUCGGAAAGUUGAGGAAGGCCCUGGAGUCCCGAGGACUUGCGUCCAAGGCGAGGUUUUCUAGGCACGACUGAACUGUCCCAGCCAGCGAAGGAAGAAGCCUGGAUUGCCCUGGGAGCUGCCGCUGCACAAUCCCCAUUGCACUGACAUCUUCUGGGCUUUAGCCCCCAAGGCAAGUGGUAGUAGAGUCACCUGGUUCGAGCUCCAGGCGGCAUCAGCUGACCAUCACAGGUCCCUGGGCAGUGUGAGAUGGGACGGACAUCGAAGGACAAGCGAGAUGUCUACUACCGCCUGGCCAAGGAGAAUGGCUGGCGUGCCCGCAGUGCCUUCAAACUGCUACAACUAGAUGAGGAAUUCCACCUCUUUGCAGGUGUGACACGAGCUGUUGACCUCUGUGCAGCUCCGGGCAGCUGGAGCCAGGUGUUGAGCCAGAAGAUUGGGAGCCAAGAGCCUGGCCGAGUGGUGGCUGUGGACCUGCAGACGAUGGCUCCACUCCCGGGUGUGAUCCAGAUCCAGGGGGACAUCACCCAGCUGUCCACUGCCCAGGAGAUCAUCCAGCACUUUGAGGGCUGCCCUGCAGACCUGGUGGUGUGUGACGGGGCUCCUGAUGUCACUGGUCUCCAUGAUGUCGAUGAGUAUAUGCAGGCCCAGCUCCUCCUAGCAGCUCUGAAUAUUGCCACGCAUGUCCUAAAGCCGGGAGGCUGCCUUGUGGCCAAGAUAUUCCGAGGCCGGGAUGUGACACUAGUAUACAGUCAGCUACGCAUCUUCUUCUCCAGCGUGCUCUGUGCCAAGCCCAGGAGCAGCCGGAACUCCAGCAUCGAGGCGUUUGCUGUCUGUCAAGGUUAUGACCCUCCUGAGGGCUUCAAGCCAGACUUGAGCAAGCCCCUGCUGGACCAUGCCUAUGACCCAGAUUUCAACCAAUUGGAUGGACCUACCCGCAUCAUUGUACCUUUUGUGACUUGUGGGGACCUGAGCGCCUAUGAUUCAGACCGGAGUUACCCACUGCACUUACAGGAUGGCUCCGAGUACAAGUACACGCCCCCCACCCAGCCCCCUAUCUCACCCCCGUACAAGGAGGCCUGCACAUUGAAGAAGAAGGGACAGCUGGCCAAGGAGAUUCGCUCUCAGGAUUGCCCAAUCAGCAGAGUGGACACUUUGUCCCAGCCCCUGGCCACUCCUCAGCGCCAUACCCUGCUUGCUCCUGAGGUAGAAGAGAAUGGAAUUGAAAUUAAUUGUUCAUAUUAAGGUAAAAAUGAACAGGCUGCCUAAUAUCAGGGAUGCCAGAACUUGAGUUGAAGCUAUUUUCAAUAUCAUGUCAGCCAUGGGGCCUAAACAGGCAAGCCAUGUCAUUGGAAUCUGCAAGAGCCACCACAGAGACAACAAGGAACAAAUCCGAAUGUGAGGUGAUGAAUUCUUGACGGAGGUCCUACCUCUUCUCUAAGCCUCUCCCAGGGAUGCCCUAAUUAUUUCCAGUUUCCCCCCUGAAACCUGAGGGUGUUCACUUGCAUAGAAAUCAGGGAAUCUAUAUAUUCAUGCCACAUAGUUUCAUGAAUAACUGAUCUUGAACUUGAUUCCCAGUACUGAAUACUGGCAACAAACCACAAUAGAAAACACUGUACCUAUGAUUUUCUCAUGGAUGCAAAAAUACCCUUUUAAUGUAAUAUUACAGUUGGAGGCAUAUGGCAAUAUUGUUUCUGUUUGUCACCACUGUGAAUGAUAGCAGAUUUUUAAAAUCCACUGUUUUGAUUAAAAAGCCCCAAAUGUUACCACACCCCAAUUUUUUUCAAUUUCAUAUAUAGCAAUAAUUAAAUUUCAGUGUAAUGGAAUCCCAUUUUAAUAUGGAGGGGUUCUUCAAGAAGUUCAUGGAAAGUAGAAUUGGAAAUAAGUUUCUUUGAGCAUAGACAUUUUUGAGAUUUGUGCAUAAGUGAGGAGUCUUCCCCAAAGUUUGUCUGAAAUACAUUUUAUGGGAAAACUGCAUAGAUUUCAAUCUGUAACAAAAUAAACUUAAUUCCAUCUUUUCAGGACCUUUUUUAAAUGCCCUGAUCUUUGUGUAUGUGAGUACUCAUAUGGACAAUGUGCAAUUUUUUAAAUAUUCUGGAAGCAAGCAUUUAGCCUGGGGAUUGAGACAACCCACACCCUUUAUCUGAAGUACCUGGGUUCAUUUCCAGCUCCUGAUUCUAACAUCCUGCCAUUACAGACCCCUGGAGGCACCAAGGAUGAUGGCUCAAAUAAUUGAGUUCCUGCCACUUGUGUGGGAGACCUGGAAUAAGUUCCUGGCUUCCAGCUUUGGC
This is a messenger RNA of Ochotona princeps (American pika), 2705 nucleotides long. RefSeq names its product FtsJ RNA 2'-O-methyltransferase 1 (gene FTSJ1). Bases 664 to 1659 code for a protein of 331 amino acids. Gene Ontology annotation, cellular component: cytoplasm. Gene Ontology annotation, molecular function: tRNA methyltransferase activity. The record is from RefSeq and is a predicted model, not a curated record. Gene Ontology annotation, biological process: tRNA methylation; cytoplasmic translation. The transcript is spliced from 13 exons. NCBI's taxonomy places the organism in Eukaryota, Metazoa, Chordata, Mammalia, Lagomorpha, Ochotonidae.